AUGACUCCUAAACGUGAGUUAAUCAUUGAUCAAAAAUCUUAUAAUUCAAAGUUUUCAGCGAAAAAGGUGCCACGUCAUCAACAAGCUACUAUGAGCGUUCGAUUGCGCAACCGUUAGCUUUUUUUUAUUACCCUCAGACUGAGACUUGACGAGACUUCAAAAACUCUCAAACGAAAAAAUGCUAUUUUUCAGUUGAUUCCCCACAAAGGCGCGCAAUCGCCGAGCAGCAACAACACGGACGUGAAGUGCGAGGUUCGUUCAGUUUUUCAAUUAAAAACAGCAUUUUUGAACUUAAAAAAAGGCAAAGAUUUUUUUUCAGAUCGCCCCGCUACGAACAAUCGUGGAGGCGCAGCUGCCAACGCUCGUCGAGGCGCGCCUGCGAACGCUAGAGGGGGCGCGAUUGCGGCCCCAGCCCAGAGGAGACGUUCUCAACGGCUCGCGGCUGCAAGAAACCCUGAGAACGGUUUGUGCUGAGAGAGUAUUUGAAAAAAUGACCUAAGAAAGAAAAUAGCUUGUUUGAGAGCGAACCUCUGGCUGAUUUUUGAUCCUCGAAGUUCUUCCUUGAAAACUUUUCAAAGUUUCCAGGUUCACUUAGAAACAGGAGAUUUUGAAAUAAAAUUUUAAAAUUUCUCUUUGAAACGGAAGCUGAAGUAAGCAAAACUCUAAAUUCAGUUCUCGACGGCGGUCGGCCACCUGCCGGCGUUAACCGCAGGCCUGUCGGGGCUGCCAACGCAUCUGGGAGUGGACGUGGUGGCCAUGGAAAUCUUGUCAACCGUGGAGGUCGAGGUGGAGCUGCGGCGGGACAGCGCCGAUCUUCGGGAAGACAUCGCGCGUCUGCAGGAAGACAGCACCCAGUUCCUGAAGUCGAAGCAGGUCUGUGAUGAUUUUUUUAUUUUUCAGAUCCAGACAAGAAUAAUUUUUUUGGUCUUGAGGUAAAUGUUGAUAGACAAACAAUAAUCAUAAACAGAUAAUGAAUUCAAAAAAAUGCUCUACCGGCAGCUCUUUUUCAAAGUGUUGGCACCGGGAAAAAUUUCGCGAUUUUUCCCAGAAAUUUUUUUCAAAUAUUUUUUUGAAUUGUUAUUGAUAAAUUAUCAAAAAAAUUUUUGAAUUUCAGUUGCGAACAUUGAUGCGGACCUUCCGCCACCUGCCGAUGUUGGCGACGACGUCGGCAGGCCGGAGGCUCAAGUCGUGGAGAAACAGACCGAACCAGUUCCACCGACUGGCCAGGGUGAGUAAAAAAACUUUGACUUUCGAAAGUUGAGCACAAAAAUUAGAGCAAUGUUUCACUUUAACUGAGAGUUUUUCUUAAAAAAAUAUUCAGGUUCAGACUCAAAAAUUUCCCAGUAGUUCAGUCAUAUUUCCAAAGAAUGAGAAGUAAAAAUUCAAAACCUUUUUUUAUUCUAAUAUGAAAUAGGAGAAGCAAAUAACUCCAUGUUUUUUUCCAGAAUCUCUCCAAAUGCCGCUUCAACGCAACGAAGUAUCGGUCCAGACCGAAGAAGUCUUCCGUGAGCCCGAAGGCGCUGUGAGGGUGGUCAACGUGGUCGCAAAUGCGCCAGGUAAUUUUAUUUUUCCAGUGUUUUUGAGUUGUUUGAAGACAAAAACUUCACAAGUGAAAAAGAAAGUUUGUUUCCUCCAACGUUCAUUUUUUUUUCAGCCUUUCCUCCACCACGGGUCAUUUGGCUGAACCGCCAGCGGUACGUGCUUGACGAAGAAGAUUGGCCAAACUCGGCCAGCGUCCGCUCACCUGCCCCUCUGGUCGCCAGCGUCCGCUCACCCGCCCCUCUGGUAGCCAGCGUCGGCAGGCAGGGUGAUACCCGUGAGUUACUUGCUUUGCUUUUCGAGCUUGGAAAGUCUUUCACCUAAUAGCCGACGUAGGAUAUUCCAAUAUUCAUUCUCAGUUUUGCUCCGAUCAUUUCAAACCGAUUCUGGAUUCAGAGUCAACUAUGCGUACGACUACCAACACAUCGUCUUCUCUGCUCAGCAGCUCUUCACGUUUCACUACGUCCACCAAUUCUUCCCUUCUCACUUCGUCUUAUUCGAGCGGUUCGACGUUCACCUCAGGAUCGGAGACGACUUCUUCGUCGUUCGACCGCUCGGGAAGCGUUACUGCUCACUCAGACGCUCGAUAUCAGGGUGAGUGUUCGUUUUAUAACUUUUUAAUGAACGAGAAAAAAAUCUCAUUCAACCUGAAAAAAAUUUUUUUCAGAUCGAUUUUACGAGCCGCCAGCGUCUCCGCUCUUUCUCAUCAACUCCUUUGGUGGAACCUGUUGCAGCUCCGGUUGUUGAGCCGUCGCCAGUUCCGCUCUCUCAACAUCUCCACAUCAGUUAGUUUGUUUAAAAUCACAAGAAAGCUGUCUUGCAUCAUAUGAAUUCACUUUCAACCAGAUGCUCUGAAAGAAGUCAAUUUUUGAAUUGAAAAUUUCUUAUCAAUUUUUCAGGUUUGAAGGAUUUCUUCAGUUUCUCAAUGUUUGAUUUAGAACUCCUUCAGAUUUUUUUCAGUUGGAAGUUUUUUUUUCGCUCUAAUCGAGAACUUUUUCAGCGCACCGAGUUCCGCCAGACGAGCCGCAGCCGAUGCCUGAUUUCACAGAGUUCACGUCGGCUGAACGUCUCUACUUCCCGCCGAUGAUGAAUCGAGGUAAUCCUUUCUCUUUUGACUUAUAUUCAUAUCAAUUCUUCUGUGAAUCUGAAAGCUAAGAUCUUUUUCGUUUCAGUCGUUCAAGAAAAUGAUGAAGUUGGAGCGGCAGCGCAUGAGCACAUAACGGUUGGACCGCGUCCAACUCACGCUUUGGUUCCAUUCUUAGGUGAGUUAAUCAUUUUUUUCUGUUUCAUUCUCCUGAAAAGUUACCAAAGUUGAUUGCAAAAUCUUGAAAAAUCUUCAAUGUGUUUUCAGGAAUUGGCAGUGCAUCGGACGAGUUUUUGAACCAGUCGAACCGGGUGCCGAAUCGCUCUCCUCAGCAUGAGACUUUGAACGAGGCCUACGUCGAAACUUCGAACGCCGCUGAGGUAUCUUUCUAUUUUUCAAAAGAGAUUCGACCUUUUUUUAAAAAUAACAUUUUAAAAAAAUUGUAUAAGCAUUUUUCAUUAUGAGAACAUUUCAAAAGUAUUUAAUCUCAAAUAAUCUAAAUUUCCUAUUUGAAUUUGCAAAAAAAUUCAGUAUUUUUUUGAGUAAAGUUCUAUCUAAUAGUUGUAUUUCCGUUUCAAGCUAACUGUUGAGUUUAAGGAACACGGUUCGAGCCACGACUCCAACCUGCCGAUGGCCGUUCUGCCGUCGGCAGGCGGAGCUGAUCCUUCUGCGGAGGCGACGUCGACUCAUGUAAGUCACUCCGAUUUUUUCUAAUUUGAAAUUAAUAUAACGUCUUGCUGAAAAGGUUUUGAAAAUGGAAUUUCACGUAAGUUCCUUACUCGGCUUGAAAAGGCGAAGGAAAAUAGACUAUUCAAUCUGCUGCAGAUUAGGAUCUCUGCAGAAUUUUUCGAAGAGCCUCGGAAGCCUUGUAGAACAAAAUUUGCUUGAUUUUUCAAAAAAUGUUCUGCCCAAAGACUCUUGUGAAAUUUUUCGAAUGCUGUCCAUUAUUUUUCUCUUGAUUUCUAUUAAUUUUUUUCAAGGGAAACGACGGUGUCGGCGAGGAAAAUGACAAUCCUGCACCGGCUGCUGGUCAGGAAGACCGCGGGAAUGACGAUGGCCGCGAGCAAAACUGA
This is a messenger RNA of Caenorhabditis auriculariae, 3696 nucleotides long. Lineage: Eukaryota; Metazoa; Nematoda; Chromadorea; Rhabditida; Rhabditidae. The record is from the annotation of a GenBank genome assembly.